Ziziphus jujuba (common jujube) is the source of this 2026-nucleotide messenger RNA. RefSeq names its product small RNA degrading nuclease 5. Lineage: Eukaryota; Viridiplantae; Streptophyta; Magnoliopsida; Rosales; Rhamnaceae. Gene Ontology annotation, cellular component: nucleus. The record is from RefSeq and is a predicted model, not a curated record. The coding region runs from base 128 to 1858 and encodes 576 amino acids. The transcript has 14 exons. Gene Ontology annotation, molecular function: exonuclease activity; nucleic acid binding.
AGAAAAAGUGCUUUUUUUUUGCUUUUGUGUUUUUGUUUUUCUACAUUCAGUUUUCUUGUUUCGUCUCAAGCUUUUAUAAGCUGUGCUUCAAUUUCUCGGCAGAGACGGAGGCAGAGAGAGAGAGAGAAUGCCCUCUCCGAAACGCAAACGCAAAGCUUCGGCUUUCGACGAAGAUAUCUCCGACGGCCCCACAGCCAGCUCUGCUUCCACUGUUAAAAGAAGCUCCAGUUUCUUUGAUAUUUAUGGACCUCAGGGUAAAGCAGAUAUUGUUUUAAAAACACCAGAGUCUGGCUCUACUCUAAAUUUGCAAGAUGUACAAGGUUUAGCAUCAUGGGUGCUUGCUGAAGGGUUCAUGCCGUCAUGGGUUUUUAUCAAGAACAAGCCGCUUAUUCCAAAAGUGGUAAUGCUUUAUUUGCCUGGCCUGGAUGCUGCUUUGUACUUAUCACAGUCUAAACUAAUUCCGAGUCUCAGAGAGUUCUGUGGGAAUCCACGGGCAGUUUUGGCUCUUAGUUGUGUAUCAGAUGGCAUGCAAACAGUUGAUGCACUCCUAACAUGCAAGCUAAAAAGAAAGAGGGAACAAAGUAAUUCUGUUUCAAGGAAUUGUAACCUAACAACCAAACAAGAAAAAUGUGGUUUUGGGACAAAUAAAUUAUCUAUGAAAGAUCUACCUUUCCCCAUUACAUAUUACACUCUAACAGAGAAAGAACUGGAAGACAAUGGAUAUUGUCUAAAUCAGCCAGGUUUUGUAUCUACUCUUCCUGCUCCUUCAGGAUCAUCUCCCUAUGAAAUGUUGGCACUUGAUUGUGAGAUGUGCAUAACAAAUGAGGGUUUUGAGCUCACAAGAAUUACACUGGUCGAUGUCCAAGGACAGGUUGUGCUAGAUAAGUUAGUUAAACCAUCAAACAGUAUUACUGAUUAUAACACCAGGUUUAGUGGAAUCACAAGUGAGAUGUUAAAUGGGGUGACUACAAGUCUUAAAGAUAUUCAGGGAGAUUUUAUAAAGUUAGUUUAUAAAGAGACUAUCCUGGUUGGGCAUUCAGUGGAGAAUGAUUUGUUAGCAUUAAAGAUCUCCCACAAUUUGGUGAUUGACACUGCUGUACUUUACAAGCACCCUCGUGGUGGAUCACAUAAAACUGCUCUACGAAUUCUGGCCAAGAAAUUUCUUUCUAAGGAGAUACAGCAGUCAGAGAAUGGUCAUGACAGCAUUGAAGAUGCCAGAGCUGCAAUGGAAUUGGCACUUUUAAAGAUUAAUCAUGGACCUGAUUUUGGUUCACCGCCAUCAUUGGUUCGGAAAAAGCUUCUUACGGUUUUGAGCGAGAGUGGGAAAACCUCUUCUAUCAUUGAUGAUGUUUCCAUAGUGAAGAGAUAUGCCUCUGAGUCAUCCCAUGUAUUUCCUGUGGCUUCUGAUGAUGAAGCUCUUUCUAAAGCCAGAAAAGAGGUGAAGAACGAAAAGGUGCAUUUCGUUUGGACUCAAUUCUCAGAAUUGAAUUCCUAUUUCAAGAAAGAAGUGCAGGAUGCAGAGAAAUUUAAUGGGAAACUUGCAGAGAUGAUAUCCUUGCUUACAUGUCAUAAUAAGUCUGGCAAUAAGAAGGGCAUCGAAUUCAAUGCAUCAUCUGAAGUAAAGGAAAUUCUUAAACGCAUGGAUGCUAGAAUCCGUAGUCUGUACUCUGCAUUACCCACUAAUACCAUGCUUAUAAUCUGCACAGGUCAUGGAAACACUUCAGUUGUCUACAGAUUAAGGAAAAUGCUCACUGAUCAUAGCGCAACCUCAAUGUGCCGUGACAACAUUGUAAAGGUCCUGGAAGAGCUCCAGGCCCAAGCUGAGGUAGCCUUGUGUUUUCUCGGUGUAAAGCAUUGAGGACAAUGCAAAUAAAUCUGUUAUAAAUUUAAUUUUGAUCGUCUAAAAUUAGCACCGAUCAUGUUUCAAAAUGUUUAGUUUAAGGUUUGAAAUGUUUGUACGUUUAAAUAUGAUUUUCUCCUCUCUUCUUUGCCUUUUCCCCAUCAAUUUAAUGAUAUUCACUUCAAA